ACAGAGAAUCCCACAACUGAAGUCGCCGCGACUUGGUUGCCCAUAUUCGGCACUGAGCUCUCGGUUUCUCGACCGAACUCUCCGCCAUUUGGGAAGGCGUCGGAUGGAGUCGCAUCGCCCGUUCUUCCUCCUCCUCCUCCUCCUUCUCCCUUCUUCUUCUUCUUGCGCUACCCCGAACCGUCACCGAGCAUAUCCUCGUCAUCUGUUGUGGUCGGCAGAGAGCCUCAUCAGGGACCUCAACCUCCUCCCGGGAAUCCAAGAACUCGGAGCGGGAACUGAGGCGGACGAUCCAUCGAGCCCUCGCCUCGUCGAGCGAAGGCUCGAUCUCCGAAUCCUUGGGGAGAGCGGAUCGGAGAUUCCCGUCGAGCAGCUGGGUCAUCACGCAGGAUACUAUCGCCUAGAACACACUCAUGCCGCCAAGAUGUUCUAUUUCUUCUUUGAGUCUCGAGGCAGAAGUAGUGACCCGGUUGUCAUUUGGCUGACCGGUGGUCCUGGAUGCAGCAGUGAACUGGCCCUAUUUUAUGAAAAUGGUCCCUUCAAGAUUGCUGAUAACAUGUCACUUAUAUGGAAUGACUAUGGAUGGGACAAGGUUUCAAAUAUUAUCUUCGUUGAUCAACCCACUGGAACUGGCUUUAGUUAUAGUACAGACUUAAGAGACCUUCGCUACGGUGAGAAAGGUGUUAGUGAUGACCUAUAUGAUUUUUUUCAGGCCUUUUUCAAGGAGCAUUCAGGUUUCUUAAAGAAUGACUUCUAUAUAACUGGAGAAUCAUAUGCGGGACAUUAUAUUCCUGCUGCUGCCGAAAGAAUUCAUAGAGGAAACAAAGAAAAGCAAGGUCUUCUGUUAAAUUUAAAGGGUUUUGCCAUUGGCAAUGGGCUAACAGAUCCUGCUAUUCAAUAUGGAGCUUAUGCUGAUUAUGCACUUGAGAUGGGUAUUAUCGGACAAAGAGCACAUAAUAGCAUCACCAGAAUAUAUCCUGUUUGCCAACUUGGAAUAAAGCUCUGUGGUUCUUCUGGGGUUAUAUCAUGUGUUGCUUCUCUAAUUGUCUGCAACUCCAUAUUCAAUGCAAUUUUACUUCUUGCUGGAGAUAUUAAUUACUAUGAUAUCCGGAAAAAAUGUGAAGGGAGUCUUUGUUAUGAUUUUUCAAACAUGGAGAAAUUUCUGAACCAGGAGUCCGUGAGGGAUGCUCUUGGUGUUGGAAGUAGGAAGUUUGUAUCAUGUAGUCCUCUUGUGUAUGAAGCCAUGAUUACUGACUGGAUGAAGAACUUAGAAGUGGGUAUUCCUACUCUUCUUGAGGAUGACAUCAAAUUGCUGGUAUAUGCUGGUGAAUAUGAUCUCAUUUGUAAUUGGUUGGGAAACUUAAGAUGGGUUAACUCGAUGGAAUGGUCAGGUAGUCAGAAUUUUACUAAAGCUCCAUUCAGACAAUUUGCUGUCCAUGGCAAAGAGGCUGGAAUCUUAAAAACACACGGGCCUCUGAGUUUUAUAAAGGUCCAUGAUGCUGGUCAUAUGGUCCCAAUGGAUCAGCCUGAAACAGCACUGGAAAUGCUCAAGAGAUGGAUGAAAGGAAACUUCAAUGAAGAAUGGAACAUCACUGCAGUUGCUGUAAUGUAAUAAUACUAAACAAAGGUGUUCAUCAGCUUGAUGUACAGUAAGCUGCUCACUUUUGUGUCCUAUAGAGACAGCUCCUUACGGUGGUGUUUAUGGAUGCAUGUUGUGUAUAUGUUCCAUGUACAUAUGCAAAUAGUUUUCUUAUGUAACUUAAAACAUCCAAAUGCUGGAAACAUCUACAGCAAGAUCAGUGUAAACCUGCUUAAUGAGCUUA
Molecule: messenger RNA, 1820 nt
Organism: Musa acuminata subsp. malaccensis (wild Malaysian banana)
Lineage: Eukaryota; Viridiplantae; Streptophyta; Magnoliopsida; Zingiberales; Musaceae
Product: serine carboxypeptidase-like
Biological process (GO): proteolysis
Cellular component (GO): vacuole
Molecular function (GO): serine-type carboxypeptidase activity
Source: RefSeq, a predicted model, not a curated record